Molecule: messenger RNA, 777 nt
Organism: Artibeus jamaicensis (Jamaican fruit-eating bat)
Lineage: Eukaryota; Metazoa; Chordata; Mammalia; Chiroptera; Phyllostomidae
Gene: CCDC172
Product: coiled-coil domain containing 172
Exons: 8
Coding region: 1-777 (258 amino acids)
Cellular component (GO): cytoplasm
Source: RefSeq, a predicted model, not a curated record
AUGAGUUUAGAAUCCUUGUUUCAGCAUAUCAUCUUCUCCGAGCAUCAGGCCGAAGAGAGUCGCCGCUUGUUGCGAGAAGUCAGGUCGGAAAUAAACAGAUGUCGCGAAAAAAUUAAGAAAGCAACAGAGGAGCUGAAUGAAGAGAAAAUCAAGUUGGAAGCUAAGGUUCAGCAGUUUUCCGAAAAGUCCUUCCUCCUACAGCUUUCGAAAACUCAUGAAAAUGCUUUAGAGAGACAGUGCAGUGAAAUUACAAACCAAAGGAAUAUGCUUCUCCAAACCUUUGAGGCUACUAAGGAAAAAGUGAUGGAGGAGGAGGAAAAAUUUAUUAAGGAAAUUACAGACUUCAAUAAUGAGUAUGAAAUAACAAAGAAAAGAGAGCUUUUGAUGAAAGAAAAAGUCAAGGUUGAAAUAUCUGACCUAGAAAACCAGGCAAACAUUUUGAAAAGAGAAAUGAAGUCCAUGGAACAUGACAGUGGCCCAUUAAAUGAACUUCAAAAACAGAAGAGUGAAUUGAUGCAAGAACUGUUGACUCUGCAGAGAAAACUUAAAGUUUUUGAAGAUAAAAAGAAUGAAGCCAUCUGUACUACCAAAUACCUAGAGGCAGAAAAGAUAAAAAUCAAUGAAAAGCCUCAAAGUGAUGCUGAAUGCUUAAGACUUAAAAAAGAAUUAGAACUUUAUAAGGAAGAUGACAUGCAAAGUGUUUAUGAAGCUCUCCAGACAGAAAUAGAAUUUUUGGAAUUGACGUUGGCACAGAAAGAUCUUCAGGAAAACAAGUAA